This is a messenger RNA of Haliotis rufescens (red abalone), 2345 nucleotides long. RefSeq lists its product as uncharacterized. The transcript has 2 exons. Lineage: Eukaryota; Metazoa; Mollusca; Gastropoda; Lepetellida; Haliotidae. The record is from RefSeq and is a predicted model, not a curated record. The coding region runs from base 395 to 1678 and encodes 427 amino acids.
CACACUCACUCACUCACUCAUGUUACAUGUAACAAUGUCUCAAGUCACCUCAUGUUACCUAUAACAAACAAAAUGUAGGAAAAACAAUUAAAAACUGACACUUCUUUUUAAAAGUGACAAUAUUUGUUUCCAGGGGUUUUCAUGCAUGUGGAACUCACCAGGGACGAGGAAAUAAUAUCUUGGCCUUUUUAUGUAUUUUUUUUUCAAUUUAUAUUCAAACAAGAGACUGUUUCCAGUCUGCCUCGACACCUGAUCCCUGCUUCAUACAUACUCAUGUGUUUUGUGUACUUUUCCACGCCUGCCGGAUUGCCGCUGAUCGUUGAAAUGGCCUGACCGUCAGAAGAAAGACACAGAUUACACCUAGGUCAUGUGACAUAAGUUAAAGCUGAAGAACAUGCCCACCAAUGUCUACUACUCUGAUUUCGCUCAUUUUGCACACGACCCGCCUGGACACACCUGCGGGCUGCCAUGUUGUCGCGAGGAUCUGAGAGUGCACAUCAAACCGCCAGCUUCCGGCUACAGCUGCAUGCCAUCUCAAGAAAAGGUUCUAGACGACAAUUUCACCUUCCGAAAAAAACGUCUUGGCCUUAUUCAAGGGCGUCCGACUUUUAGCAACAGGUUCUUUUCUCUGCAGCACAUCAACAGCGAAGAGAUUUACAGGCAGCGAAUGCCUAUUCCAAAUUUUGGCGAGAGAAUUAGCGAGAGAGGGGAGGGGCCGAAAAGUCCAGAUCUAUUGUUAUCUGACAGCUUGGAAAAUCCGUUUGUACUGACGACAAGAGCGAGGUUACAACAAGGCGAGAAUAUAUGCCGCAGGAAGGUAUGCCUGCCUGACUCUCCGGAGAAUAUUCAUAAGUUAAUAUUUGCCGAUUUUGAGCCUGGGGAAAGUCUAGAUUUUGAGGAUUCCGAUGUUAGUGAAGAUCCCACGAUUGAAUACUACACAACUACGUCCCAAAACGUUAUCAAAGUGGAAACGGCGCCAAUCAAAGUUCUCAACAAUGACACGAAAUCGGAAACGCCCGUUGGAUAUAACAACAUGGGUUAUUCCACAGAUGGUGACGUCAUAGACACGAUGACGUCACCGGAGCACUAUUAUGACGUGUUGCAGGUGACUGAGCGGGAACAUGUGUUAAAGGUCCCUUCAUGCCCUUCUCGACUCUACCCCGACCUCAGUACAAUACAAGAGUCGACAGACUUGGAAGCGUUUUCACGUUAUAAACAGAAAUACACGAACACACUGGUAAAGAAAAAGUUAGAAUCUAAAGCAGUCUCAAUGCCCAAAGCGCCAGGGAAAUACGAUACGUUCCCACGUGGGCGGGAACACCAAACUCCCUUCCUGCCCAGCGUUAGGGAAGAAAAAUUACAAUCUUUUAACCAAUUAGAGCUAACGCCUGACAAUCUCUAUGAAGACAUAGAGAUAAAACAACAUGAAAAAACAAAUACCGAUGAUGUCAUAAUCGAUGACGUAAAAGCAUAUGAUGACGUCACAAUUGCUGACGUCAUUAAAUGCGAUGAAGUCACUAGAAGCGACCGUGGCGAGAGCUUCGGAACCUUUGGCUAUGAUGGCAAUAAACGUCCCAGGAAACCGUCGCGAAAUUCCAACAAGCAUGACCGUGAGCUGAAAGAGAUAUCUAAACGGCAGGAUUCACUUAAAGAUAGUCCAAUUACACUUAUACUUUGAAAUUGCCAAUUUAUAUCGCAUUUAAUAGAAUCUAUCCUCCAAAACCGAAGGAGUGAGUGAGUGAGUAUGGUUUUACGCCGCUUUUAGCAAUAUUUCAGCAAUAUCACGGCGGGGGACACCAGAAAUGGGCUUCACACAUUGUGCCCAUGUCGGGAAUCGAACCCGGGUCUUCGGCGUGACGAGCGAACGCUUUAACCAUCAGGCUACCCGACCGCCCCUCAAAACCGGAGGAGAUAUCGCUUGGGUCAUAUCAAGCGAUUUCUCCUAGGAGAUACCCAAUCAUGCGAAUUCAUGUGCUUCAGAAAAUGAAAAUGUUUUUCAUUAUUUUCUUGUAUACCAAAUUCUGUUCUCAAUUAUUUACUGAAUUCUCACAAAAUUGUGUAAGAUUUAAAGUUGAUGCAGUUUGUUUUGGUAAUGUGAACUCUACGGGAAGCGUAAAUGAAAUUCUUGUUAGAGCAGUCAAUAAAUAUAGUAUCGCAAGCCAAAGAUUCCACUAGUUUUAUGAUGAGGUCGAUUUGAUUCAUUAUAUGAUUGCUCCAUUAUUUAUGCUACAUUUGUAAAUACAUUUUCUAUUUCAUAUGUUUAAUAUUAUAUUAAUAAUUAUAUGCGUGAUAUAUUUCUGGAGAGUGUUUUUUCAAAUCUAGAUUAAAAUGUCAAUAAAAUCUGU